Messenger RNA from Cinara cedri, 162 nucleotides. The record is from the annotation of a GenBank genome assembly. Lineage: Eukaryota; Metazoa; Arthropoda; Insecta; Hemiptera; Aphididae.
CCGCAGCAGCCGACGACGGAGAACGCGACGGGCAACAACGUCCCGACGACGACGCUGCGACGAAGACUACAGCGACCGCAGCAGCGCCCGGUCACCGACACCGACGUCGAAUCGCGGCCCACUGGCAUGGCCACGGCCGACGUCCGAUUGCAGCAUCGAUAG